AAGUUUACAUUUUCCUUCUUAAAUAAUAUCGCUCAAAGUAUAUUUACCACAUAUACUAUGUUGCCUGUACUGCUGUACUGAAUCUUUUGUUUUCAAUAGUUUUGUUUUAUUUUGAUAUUGUCAAGAAGCGGGUUAAUUUUGAAAUUUUUGAAGAAACUAAGAUUGAUGGCUUCCAAAUAUGAGUAUGUUUCCGAAGAAGAAUUAAACUAUAUGGUUCGAAAGGUACAAAGGCUUAAAAAGGAUCAAAGGGAUGAGCAGAAAUGGCUAAACUUGAGAUCUGAUAGCUCUGAAACAAACAAGGAAAGUGUUGGUAUCAAUCCUGCACAGAAUCUGUGCAGUGAAAGCUUGGAGAAAAAUGGAAGAUCAUCAGGGGACCUUCGUGAGAUGCAGUCCAGUGCACCUGUCAGUCAAGGGUUGUCCCCCGAAGAGGGGUUCUCCAUUGACGCUGACUGCAUCAGGCUGUGUAGGCUGGAGAUAUCAGCAAUCCUGGAUGGCAUGAUGCUCCUAAUGGACAACUUGCCUGUCCCUGAGGAUGAUAAGGACCUCGCCAGGCGGAUGCUCAGGUCUUCUGAGUUCACUGUCAUGUUUACAAGGAACUACUUGUAUCAGCUGCAAAGAAAUGAAACAGAGGUGAAAGAACGACAGAAUUUGUUACUGUUGUCCCCACACCACCAUUUCAAUCAUCUGAACAAGUUCCAUCAGAAACUGGCAGCUGCUUAUCGUGACGUUCUUCAUGCUGUUCAGGUCUACUUACGCCAUAUACCUAAAACCGUUGCAAGUGCUUUGCCUGGAAAGUUGAAAGGAUUACUGGCUCACAUAUGCCACUUGGAGAUGGCUCAUGACAACCUGGAUGUUCUAGUUGAUGAAGACAACAUUUCUUCUGAAGUGAUGAUGGAGAAGUGUGAGAAACUGCUGGCAUUGGGCUACAAGAAGAAAGAGGAUUCAGAGAAACGUGUGCGUGCUUCGUACCACGGCCCAAGAGUCGGAUGCAAAGAUCGUAAGAAAAAUCGCUCCAAAUUAAAAAUAAAGAAACCAGUUAUGAAAACCAAGGAAUUUCCUGUGACAAGAAAUCUGAGAGAUAAAAAGUACCCUGAUAGAAGUACUUCCUCUGCCAGGAAUGAAGAGGAAUCUCCUGGAACAAGAAAUCUGAGAGGGAAAUUGUGCCUUUAUAGAAGCACCUCCUGUACCAGGAAUGAAGGCUCUGUAAAUCAAAUGGGAUUUUCAGAUACAAGAAAUCUGAGUGACGAAAAAAGGCCUCGUAGAAGCUGCUCUUGUACCAGAAAAGAAGACAACAGACAUCAAGUUGUGAGCGAGAAUGAGAGAUAUAGGACCGAGACUAGCAAACAAAAGCCUGAUGUAAAUUCAAUGGGUGACAAUAACAUCUGUGGUAAAAAAAAGAACAAGUGUAAGAAAUCAAAUGAAUAUUUGAUGAAUGGAGGAAAGAAAGCCAAAGAACUUUGUAAUGAAGUAAUUUCAAGAAACGAGGAACUGUGUCACCGGAGCGGAACACCUGUUACUGAUGCUAAAACAAGAAAACACCUUAAGGAAAAAAUUAUCUAUAAGAAUGUUAAAACUUCAUUAACUAAUGUAGAAAAGUGUAAGAAAUCAAAUGUAUAUGAUUUGGUGAAUAAAGCUGUAAAAUCAGAAGUGCUUGAGAAAGAGGAAAUUUCAAGAAAACAGAAAGCAUGUCUGCUUAAUGAGAUCCCAUCUCCGUCAUUUAUGACGAAAAAUGUGAAUGCUGCAGAGGAAGAAGUUCCUUCAUCUGAUGUGAGAUGUAGACCGAGAUCUAAAGAGCCUUCUGUGAAAAAAAUAUUGGAGACCAGAGAAACUAGUCAUGAGAUCAUAAUUUCAAGGAGAAGACACGAACAACGUCGGCUUGAAGAGGUUUCACGACCUGCUGUGUGCAGAGGUUCAAAACAUCCAGCGAAGGAUUCCUGUCUGCAUGAUGCCAUGAAGCAACAAACAUACCUGAAUAUAACUCCUAUUGCUGAGGUCAGCAAAAAGAAACACCAGAAGAAAAUUCUUUUUAAGAACAUAAACAUUCCAUGGACUGCUGUAGAAAAGUUGUGUGAUGACUUCAUGGAAGAAUCAAUGCAAGCUGUCUCGAAAGAAAUGUACCAAAUUAUUUCUGGCAUGGCAAAAGCAAUGAUUGAAAAUGAAUUCAAGUAUUAGUUCCAGUACUGACUUUUUAUUGUUGUUUUAAGAGAUAUAUUUUUUUGUGAUAUGAGAACACUUUAACAAGUUUUUGAUUAUAUGGCUGUGAUUAAAUUAUUUAUUGAACUG
Bacillus rossius redtenbacheri is the source of this 2283-nucleotide messenger RNA. RefSeq lists its product as uncharacterized. The record is from RefSeq and is a predicted model, not a curated record. NCBI's taxonomy places the organism in Eukaryota, Metazoa, Arthropoda, Insecta, Phasmatodea, Bacillidae. The coding region runs from base 166 to 2172 and encodes 668 amino acids. The transcript is spliced from 12 exons.